AUGGACUGGAGUCGUAGCCAUUUCACAUUCGAGUUUCUCUCGGAGUCUGCUUUUGCUUCCCGCCCAACACCAGAGACGCGAGGCGUUUCUGGUGCCGCGAACUGGAGUCUUAAUUAUUUCGAAACCCACAUUCGAGUUUCUCCCGCAGUCUGCUUCUCGCUUCUCGCCCAACACCAGAGAUGCCAGGCAUUUCUUGUGCUUCAAGUUUUUACUGGAGUCUUAAUUAUUUCCCAAAGCACAUUCGAGUUUCUCCCGCAGUCUGCUUCUCGCUUCUCGCCCAACACCAGAGAUGCCAGGCAUUUCUGGUGCUUCAAGUUUCUAGACCAGACUGAUCGGGUUCAUGAAGAACUGCUAGGCGCAAAAUGUUUCAUUGAAGACGUCGCUCCUAUACCAGUAAGCAUCGUGCACAAGGAUGCAGUUCACGCUCAAGCUGAAGAUGAGGACGAGGACGAGGAAAGUGUUGAAUUCGAUGUCGGCGACACUGUUGGCCCGUGA
Messenger RNA from Suillus fuscotomentosus, 495 nucleotides. RefSeq lists its product as uncharacterized. NCBI's taxonomy places the organism in Eukaryota, Fungi, Basidiomycota, Agaricomycetes, Boletales, Suillaceae. The transcript is spliced from 2 exons. The coding region runs from base 1 to 495 and encodes 164 amino acids. The record is from RefSeq and is a predicted model, not a curated record.